AUCGGUCGGCUCCUCAUGUGUUAAAAUUACACUUUUAAACUCUAUUAGUAUCUAUAUUUUUAAGAAAAAUUGCGAGCUUGUGUUUCUCAUUUGCGGCGUGAUUUUGAAACCCCCGAAACCGAAAUUCCGGCAUCGCGGAGUGCUAAAAAAUUCUUCCUCGAAAAAUCCCAUUCAUCCUAACCUCUUUGUGGUUUGUUUGGGAUUCGAAACAAUGGCUAUGAGUGAAGAUUUUAAUUUUUCUGAACUCUGUAGACUUUGCUCGCUGAAAAGCAGUCAUCAGCUUCAAAUCUUCGAUAAAGAAGGCGAACAACGACAAUUGCUCUUCAAAAUUCGCUCUUGUAUUCCCGCUGUGAUAACAAAGGAGGAUGCUCUACCAAAAAAUAUUUGCCAGAGGUGUGUCUAUAAACUGGACAUGUUCUACGAGUUUCGUCUUAGCUGUAUGGCUACAGAAAACGUUUUAAAAAAUUACGCUGAUAGUAUAAAACAUCUAGCUGCAGUAGUCAACAGCCAAGUCAUACCACCUGGCACUCCGGUUGCCGGCAGGAGACGCAAUAUAAACUUUUAUGCCCCCGGAUGCAUUUCUCUUGUUUGUAUGGUCGUGUGCCGCGGCGGGGGGAUGUCGAAAACAAUCCACACUAUCGAGUGCGAAGGGUCGGGUCGAUAUUUAACUUUCAAUUGCGCAGAUGCAACUUUCAUUCAGGGAAUUGUGCCAGGAGGUGGAGUUAAUUUCCUCGGAUGA
Messenger RNA from Belonocnema kinseyi, 739 nucleotides. RefSeq lists its product as uncharacterized. The coding region runs from base 212 to 739 and encodes 175 amino acids. Gene Ontology annotation, molecular function: zinc ion binding. NCBI's taxonomy places the organism in Eukaryota, Metazoa, Arthropoda, Insecta, Hymenoptera, Cynipidae. The transcript has 3 exons. Gene Ontology annotation, cellular component: nucleus. The record is from RefSeq and is a predicted model, not a curated record.